Molecule: messenger RNA, 2745 nt
Organism: Carya illinoinensis
Lineage: Eukaryota; Viridiplantae; Streptophyta; Magnoliopsida; Fagales; Juglandaceae
Exons: 2
Coding region: 481-2607 (708 amino acids)
Source: RefSeq, a predicted model, not a curated record
AUCACACUUAUCCCCUCCCCCACCCCCAAACCCCCGCGCCCGCAUUUCCCCCCAUCGCCGAUCCGACGCCACCUUCAAUUUAUCUUCAGGAACGGAUCCACCCUCCGACCCGGAUCCGGAAUCCCCAUCAACCCGGUUCUCCUACUCCCCAAUUUUCUAUUGCACAAAACCCUUACCUCUCCCAUUUGGUACCCUUCAAUCUGUGUGCGCGCGCGCGCAUGUAUUGAAAAUGGGGUUUCUCUAUAUAUGUGUUAGUGUCUUGCUACAGUAACUUCACAAGUAGCUCCUCUUCAUUUUCUCUUUUGCUCGAGCUCCUAAAUACACGUGGCGAUCUGGAUCGCCUGCAACUCCAUUUGCUGCUCAAAUUUCAAGAUGAAAAUGAUGUGACCCAAGAAUUGGGCAUUUUGCAUGGUUAAGUAUGUUGGGCUGGUCGUAGCUUUUGUUUCAAGAGCUUGGUCUUGAAGUGAUUUGGGUUCCUACAUGGAAGCGAACAUAGAUGAGGCUCUUAAGGCGAAAGACAUAGCUGAGAAGCGAUUUGCAGAGAAAGACUUUGCAGGUGCAAAGAAUUAUGCGCUAAAGGCCAAAACAUUGUGCCCGGGAUUGGAGGGUAUAUCUCAAAUGCUGACCACAUUUGAAGUUUAUAUUGCUUCUGAGGCUAAAUGCAACGGUGAGUUGGACUAUUAUUCAAUUCUUGGGUUGAAGCCUUUCGCUGAUAAAAAUGCAGUGAAGAAACAGUACAAAAAGAUGGCAGUGUUGCUCCACCCUGAUAAGAACAAAUGUGUGGGAGCUGACGGGGCGUUCAGACUUGUUUCUGAAGCAUGGACGUUACUGUCUGAUAUUUCUAAGAGAAGCUCUUAUGAUCGCAAGAGAAACAAACAAUUAGCACCUGGGGUUAACCAGACAAACUUAGCUCCGAUCCAUGCUACAGGGGUUCCAGGUUUCAACAAUUGUUCGAAUUCCCCGAACUCUCAUGGAAGACUUGACACUUUCUGGACCGUUUGUACCUCUUGUAAAGUUCAGUACGAGUAUCUUCGGAAGUAUGUGAAUAAAAGACUCUCUUGUAAGAACUGUCGCAGUGUCUUCAUUGCUGUGGAAACUGGGACAGCCCCAGCAAAUGGUUCUUUCCCAUAUUCUCCUUGGUCACAUUUGCCUGGUAAUGGGUAUGGAAGUCAUGGGUUUGAAGGGGUAACUUAUAUCCCAGCCAACCCUGCCUUUGUUACAGGGAAUGGGGUCUCAGGAUUUCAUUCUGCACAUGGAUAUGAGUAUGUUUCAAAUGUGUCGUUCCAGUGGAGCUCUUUCUCUGGAACUUCUGCUGGAAUUGUGGGUCCUAAUGGACCAUCUACCAUAUCCACUGAUGUCUAUCAGGCUAAUGGAAAUGUCAAUCGAGCAACAGCAAAGGUUAAAUCAGGAGCGAACAGAAAACAUUCCUUGGAAAAUGCUGUUGCUACUAUAAACUCAUCAAGUGGCUGCAGUGAACCUCCAGUAUCUAAAGCUGGCAGGGCUGAAAAGAAAAGAAAGGUGAUUAUGGAAGCCAGUUUUAGAAAUGGGUAUGAAGAUAAGGGUUUAAAAUCUGCAUCAGAAGCAAAAUUGGCUGAUGGAAAUAAUGCUAGUAAUGGACAGGAUCCCAAACCUAACGAUCCGAGUGAACUUCUUACUAGGCGAUGGUCUAUUCCACCUGCAUUUGAUGCUAGAAAGUUGUUAAUUGAAAAGGCACGGACAGAAAUUAGGAAGAAACUGAAAGAGAUGAAGUUGGCAUCCGAGGCUGCUGCCCCAGUUAAGCAGAAGGUCGAAGCACAGACAGAAGUUGACAGAUCUGGAGGCAUCAAAUAUACACCCAAAAAGGCUGAUUUGGGCACUUUUGGUCAUCAAUUAGAGCCAAAGAAACCCCGACCAAUCUCACUUACAGUCCCUGACCCGGACUUCCAUGAUUUUGACAAAGAUAGAUCAGAAGAAUGCUUCAAGCCUAAACAAAUAUGGGCUUUAUAUGAUGAAGAAGAUGGUAUGCCUCGCUUGUACUGUCUGAUCCGAGAGGUCAUCUCAGUUGAACCAUUCAAGAUUCAUAUCACUUAUUUGAACUCGAAAACGGAUAGUGAGUUUGGCUUAGUGAACUGGUUGGAUUGUGGGUUUACCAAAUCUUGUGGAAAUUUCAGAGUUUGGAACUCAGAUGUUGUAGACCGAGUAAAUAUUUUCUCUCAUGUUCUUAGCCAGGAAAAAGCUGGUAGGGGAGGAUGUGUUCGGAUAUACCCAAGAAGUGGAGAUAUUUGGGCUAUUUAUCGGAAUUGGUCAGCAGACUGGAGUAGAUCAACCCCAGAUGAAGUGAGGCACCAAUAUGAAAUGGUGGAGAUUCUUGAGAAUUACUCUGAAGAGCUUGGUGUUUGUGUAACUCCCCUUGUGAAAUUGCCUGGAUUCAAGACAGUAUACGGAAGAAAUACAGACAAAAAUGCCAUUCGAUGGAUCCGAAGAAGAGAGAUGUUACGCUUUUCGCACCAGGUGCCAUCUUGUCCACUCAAGGAAAGUGGGAAUAAUUUGCCUGGGAAGUGUUGGGAUCUGGACCCGGCUGCAACUCCAGACGAGCUUCUUCAUGCUGCCACAGGAGGAAACGCAUAACAUGCUAGGCAAGGAGGAAAGGAAGAUUUGUUUGGAGUUCUAUUUCAGCAUUCUUUAGACAAAUUUAGAUUUAACUGUACAAAUAUGUGUCUCACACUUGAUUAGAGGCCAAUGCAACAUUAACCCCAGAUGGUUUUU